CUUCCUGACAUCGGUGAAAAUCAGUUUCGUUUCUGUUUCUCUUCAAACAAUCAUCAACAAUGAACCGACUUUUCGGAAAAGGCAAGGAUAAAGCCCCACCACCAAAUCUUACCGACUGUGUGGCUAAUAUUGACAGUCGAGGAGAGUCUAUAGACAAAAAGGUAGCCAGACUUGACGCAGAAUUGAAUAAAUAUAGAAAUCAGAUGAAAAAGAUGAGAGAUGGCCCCUCCAAGAAUAUGGUCAAACAGAAAGCUAUGCGAGUGUUGAAACAAAAGAAGAUGUAUGAAAAUCAAAGAGACAAUUUAAUGCAACAAAGUUUCAACAUUGAACAGCAAAACUAUGCUAUACAGUCACUGAAAGAUACAAAAACAACGGUGGAUGCCAUGAAGGUUGGGGUGAAACAGUUUAAGAAAGAAUACAAGCAUGUCAACAUUGACAAGAUUGAGGACUUACAAGAUGAACUUGAGGACCUUACAGAACAAUCCAAUGAGAUACAAGAGAUAAUGGGUCGAAGCUAUGGAAUGCCAGAGGUGGAUGACGACGAGUUAGAGGCAGAGUUAGAUGCCCUUGGAGACGAAAUUGGCCUUGAUGAAGACUCUUCAUAUCUUGACGACGCUGUUUCUGCACCCUCAAUACCCACAGCAGAACCUGGAGCCGAUAGUUCACGGGAUGUGCCUGUUGAUGAGUUUGGAUUACCACAAAUUCCGCAGACUGCAAAAUAAUGUACUGAAAUAUUAUGACUAUGUUUUACAUGUGAAUAUCAUUGUUUCUAUAAGAGCUACACUUAAACAAUGACGAAGUGUAGUUAUGGAUAAGUUUUCUCUCCGAAUGAUGUGAAACCAGUAUGCUGAAGGGGAGACAACCCCUGGAUGACAGACUAACGUUCAUUUUGGAAGGGAAGUAACUCCCUAAAACAGCCUCCUCUUUUUGAUUAAGAUGAAUAUUAAAACCUAUUUCGUUUUAGAACUAGAUUGUAGAAAGAUAUAGAUCAUAGCUUUGUCUGGAAGUUGACUCCAUAAGUUCUUUUAAUCAUAUGUAUAAAUUUUUUAAUGACAGACAUUUUUCUUUAAGAGUGAUAAUUAAAAUUGAAUUAACUAUAUAA
Ylistrum balloti is the source of this 1102-nucleotide messenger RNA. RefSeq names its product charged multivesicular body protein 5-like. Gene Ontology annotation, cellular component: multivesicular body. The transcript has 7 exons. The coding region runs from base 60 to 722 and encodes 220 amino acids. The record is from RefSeq and is a predicted model, not a curated record. Gene Ontology annotation, biological process: vesicle budding from membrane; late endosome to vacuole transport via multivesicular body sorting pathway. Lineage: Eukaryota; Metazoa; Mollusca; Bivalvia; Pectinida; Pectinidae.